AAGGCUAUUUCAAGGAUCAAAUCAAAUGUUCCCGUUUCUCGGUCGGCCGUUCAUGUCUUCCCUCUCGCCUCCCGAAAACGCCGGGAUCGCGGCCCUUCCUUCCACCGGAUCUGGCGUCAGGUAAUAGAGAGGAGGAGGAGGAGAAAUGGCGCAUCGAGUGGACAAUGAGUACGAUUACCUUUUUAAGAUUGUUCUGAUAGGGGAUUCUGGCGUGGGGAAAUCCAACAUCCUCUCCAGGUUCACGCGCAACGAGUUCUGCUUGGAAUCCAAGUCCACCAUCGGCGUCGAAUUCGCCACCAGGACUCUUCAGCUAGAGGGGAAGACAAUCAAGGCUCAGAUAUGGGACACGGCUGGGCAGGAAAGGUACCGAGCCAUCACCAGCGCUUACUACAGAGGUGCAGUGGGAGCACUCCUGGUCUAUGACAUAACAAAGAAGCAAACUUUUGAAAAUGUUCAAAGGUGGUUACGUGAGCUGAGGGACCAUGCCGACUCCAACAUUGUGAUUUUGAUGGUUGGGAACAAGGCAGACUUGAGGCAUCUUCGAGCAGUCACAGAAGAGGAAGCCCAGAUGUUAGCUGAGAAGGAAGAGAUUUCUUUCCUGGAGACAUCAGCUUUGGAGGCACUUAACAUAGAUAAGGCAUUUCAGACUAUUUUAAAAAAUAUUUACCAGAUAAUCAGCCGAAAGGCGCUUGCUGCUGCAGAGGCAGCAGGAACAGUUCCCAGCCAAGGCAUGACCAUCAACGUAUCGGAUCCCGGUGGAGGCUUCACAAAGAAAGGUUGCUGUUCAAAUUAGCUAAUUUGCCUUUUGUGUGGGUGAUUUGCCCAGAAACUUGGAUCCGCCCAAGGUGCUAACACAAUUAUUCAAUAAUUGUUCAUUUAUAGUUUAUUCAGAUCUGCAUUGAAAAGUCUGUCUUGUUUCUUUUGUUCUGGAGGCUAUGAGAUGCAGAUUUCCUUUUCCAUAUACUUGGUUCGUACUAAAAAGCAUAAGCUCAUUUGGAUAUAGACUGUAAAUUUCAAGUUUUUGUAUUACUAAUACCAGUAACACUGUCAGAUAUUUGUUCAUCUCUAGAAUGUUUGUGGCAAAAAGUUGCAAAGCAAAUAGUAUGCUUAUCCAUGCAUGAGGUACUUUAAAUAUGAUUAAUCAUGCACACACAUGAAGGCCACAAACCACAUGACUAAGCUUCCAACAAAUUUGAUUUCAUACAAGCUUAUCAAGUAUUAUUAUAGAUUUUUUUUUUUUUUUGCUACCAUCUUUUGUACAGUUUUUGCUGCCUCUGUUUACCUUUUUAUUUAGCAACUCUUAUUAUCCUGAAGUCUGGAUGGAGGAGGGAAAGGAAUCAAAGGUGGAAGAAAUUCCUUAGGGAAGAGAAAGGAGGAAAGGAGAAAAUAUUAAAAAAAAAUACAAUCGGCACCUUUGACGGCCACAACUCAUGACCCGACUGCAAGCUCACGGUGGCCUAGUCGUGAUUUGUGGUCAGGCCAGAGCUCGUAGUCGCAAUUCGCGGUCAAGCCUUGAGCUAUUUGUGGCCUGGUCGCGAGCUUGCAAGUUUGUGACCAUGAUUCACAGUCAUGCUGCGAAUAACUUGCGGUUAUUUGCUGCUUGGCCGUGAGUUUGUGGCCCGCAAAUUGGUCUACUACUGAAAUGAGUCUUCAAAAGAUAUGGAUUUAAAAGCAUAAGAAAAGAUGGGUAAACUCAAUCGUCUUCUUAAAAGAAAUGCAACAAUAUUGAGAGAAAAUUAUUUACCUUGCAAAUUAAAUAUAUGACGUGGUUGCUUGAUAUUGUUAUCAUCGUUGAUCGCCAAGAAGAACAUAUGACUCUUUGAGAAUGUAUAAUUUUAGGUAUUAUGACAAUUUAUUUAAUUGAUACAAAUUGUGAUCUGGAUCUCACAAAUUAGUAUCCAAUAAUGAUGCUAUAGCUUCAAUCCUAUUGGUUUUUAACAAAUUAGUAUUCAACGAUUUGCAUUCUUAACAAAUUGGUAUCCAACAAUUUGCGACCUGUCUAUGAAUCAUGACCACCGCGAUUUGCGGCCAGACAGGUAAGAGCUCACAACCGUGACACGGCUACAAGCUCUCAGCCAAGCCAAUGGAGUGGCUCACGGCUGCGAGUUUGCAUGUUGUUGGUUCCAGAGUUUGUGUUCCCCGGUCAGAGUUUGCAUUCUAAAUCGUUUCACAUGAAUUGCUAGUUUCCUUGCCAUUUUAUUCAAGAGAAAUUUCCAGUCACCUUUAUCUCACUUAUUUUCUAGUGCAUUGGAUAUGAUUUCCAAAAGAUUUUUCAUGGUUAUCCAGUACUAUAUGUUUAUGGAGAUGCAAGUUUCUAAAGGAGUAAACUUCCUUUUAGGCACUUGGAUUUUCCUAAGACUAGAAUGAUUGAAAUUAUCAUAUGCUGCAGGAGAUGUACUGAUCUUGUCUUAGGUAAAGCAUCAUAAUCUUUGUUCUUGCUAAUGAUACUUUGGAUGAGCAGAGUUACUUUUUCUUGCAACUGCUGAACAGAUAACCACAUUGGUCAGAGGCAGCUAAACGGCUUGCAGAUGUUCAGGCACAGGCAGGUGUGCUUGAAAUUAUGAAUUAACCCAGCUAGAGUUCCAAAGAGUAGGCAUUAAGAUACUUCUGUAUCACCUUGGAGUUGCCUCAGAUGAGCAGUGCGAAGGGGGCUGGAAUCGAAUAACCAAUCGGCAAUCUACAUGGCCUCCAUGGCUAGGCUGCGGUUCUCAUGCGGUGGUAGAUUGAGCAUCUUGCUACUAAACAAAGCAGUGCUUCUGUUCCUUCUUGCCAGCAAGGAAGAGACAGUCGAACCCCUGGAGGUUUUCUUCCAUGUUGUCCUGCCAUGGAACCUUGAUCUGUUGCAGUGCUUUUGUGUCGAAUUGAAUCCGUGGUCACCGGAUGCCUUUAACCUCUUUCUGCUGGGAUUCGCUUUUUUCACAAGAUCUUCAAUGCAUCUAGCAUCAGAUAGAGAUCUAAACGACUCUGAUUUCCCUUCAAAAUACUUGGACAGCCCUCUUCUGCAGAUUUGACAGUUUCAACCUCAUUAGCUGAUGAAACAUCGAAGAGUUUGCAUUGCAAACUGAUAAUCCAGUACUUACUUGAUUGGGAGGUCGUCCACGAGCGAAGAUAAGUCGAAAGAAGAUUGAUUUGGAUCAAAUUGCGAUGCAUUUGAUGAGAGGGAAGACGACGAGCUCGGAGAUGUGGAGGUUGCAUCAUCUGUAAGAUCCGACAAUGUCGACAAGAUGGAGUCAUCAGAAUUUCCAUAAAAUGAUGAAGAUUCACACCUCUUAUCAUCAUCAUAAUCAUCAUCAAUUCUCUUCAAACAUAGGCCAUUGGUAGCAUCAUCCUUAGCACCUUCACCCAUUUCACAGGCAGGGGAUGGUGAUGCAGGUGCUGCCAUCUUCAUAUGAAUCAACAAAUAGUUGAUGGAGAUCAAGUGGAAAUGGAAACAAGUUUUGUUGUUAGUUAUAUUUGUUCUGCUUUUGCGGGCUUUCUCUUAUAUUGUGUUGUUGUGCCAUGGUCCUCGGUCAUUGUCUUUUAGAGGAUUAGAAUCACAUGUCUCCACCUGCUGUUGAUUAGGGAGAGUUUGUGGAUAGGAUGAUGAACAUGGAUAGAAGCGACCUCGAUCAUCCAUAUCUGCCACGUUUUAUUUUAUUCUUUUCUGGUUUCUUU
Messenger RNA from Zingiber officinale, 3654 nucleotides. RefSeq names its product ras-related protein Rab2BV-like. Lineage: Eukaryota; Viridiplantae; Streptophyta; Magnoliopsida; Zingiberales; Zingiberaceae. The transcript is spliced from 5 exons. The record is from RefSeq and is a predicted model, not a curated record. Gene Ontology annotation, molecular function: GTP binding; GTPase activity. Gene Ontology annotation, cellular component: endosome. The coding region runs from base 146 to 793 and encodes 215 amino acids.